AUGGAGUUCAUACGGGCGUCUCGAGUUGUUCUCAUCUUGGCCCUGAGCCUCCUCAUCGCCAACGCCUCUCUCGUCGCUGCUUCUUCCGAUGAGCCCUGGACCAAGUACAUCCACAGCCCCGCGAGCCGCAGCGUCUCGCCGGUGGGCGUCCACUCCAUCGAGGGAAACGCCUCGGUGAGGAACUGCAGCUCCGGCCGCCAGGUGAUCCGCCUCGAGGCCGGCUCCCGCAUCUCGCUCGACUUUGGCGUCGAGGUCGGCGGGCACGUCUCGCUCAACGCCAGGUCGGCCUCGUCGUCGCCCCUGUCCCUCGCGUACGCCGAGUCGCCGUCGUUUGUGCGCGAGAUCAGCGACGACACGGGCGCGACUCCCGGGAUGGACUGGGACCAGGCGUACAGCAUCACCCUCGACGACGGACAUGCAGAGCGGGCGGUGUGGUAUCGCACGCCGAGGGAGCGGUUCCGCGGGGGGUUCCGCUUCCUCACGCUCAACGCGCUCGCGGACGUGGUUCUGUUCAACGUGACGUGCGAGAUAGGCUUCGCGCCCAACAUGCCCGACCUGCGCUCCGGCACGGGCUACUUCUACACCCCCGAUGCAGACGCGGAAGUGCUCAACCGGAUCUGGUACGCGGGGGCGUACACCAUCCAGACCAACAUCGCCCCCGCCGACACGGGCCGCUGGCUGCCGCAGGUCCGCCCCGGCUGGAGCUACAACGCGACGCUGGGCGUCGCCUCCCCCGCGCUGGUGGACGGCGCGAAGCGGGACAGGGCGAUAUGGCCGGGCGACCUGGGGGUGCAGGGUCCCGUGGCGAUGAUGGCGUACGGGGAGCCGGGGAGGGAGAGCGUGCGGAACAGCCUGGCGACGCUUUUUCACUACCAGAAUGCUUCGACGGGCAUGUUCCCCUUUGCUGGCCCGUCGACGGGGAGUUUUCGCAGCGGGGCGAGGAGCGAUACGUAUCAUAGUUGGGCGCUGAUUAGUAUGUACGACUAUGCUGUUUGGUCGGGGGAUGAGGCGUGGGUGGCGGAGCACUGGGGGAAUAUCACGCGGGGGGUCGAGUAUAUCACGAGUAGGUUGGAUCCGGAUACGGGGCUGCAGGAGCAGGUGAAUGAGAAUGACUGGGCGAGGAGGAAUACGGGGGGGUUCAACUCUGCGCUGAACGCGCUCAACUACCACGCUUUGAACUCGCUGGCGACCCUCGCUCAGUCCGAUGAGCAGAAACAGUCAUGGGAGGAGGCGGCGGCGAAUAUCAAAAAGGGGUACAACGACUUACUCUGGGACGAAGAGGCGGGGCUGUACCGCGACAACCCCACGAGCACCCUCCACGCGCAGGACGGCAACUCCCUCGCCCUGCUAUACGGACUAGCGGAGAACGAAACCCAGCGCAUGGCAGUGAGCGAAGGUCUGGAGCGCAACUGGAACGACAUCGGCCCCGUGACGCCAGAGCUCGAGGACACCAUCUCGCCGUUCGUGUCCGGGCUCGAGCUGCUGGCGCACCUGCACGGGGCGGGGAACACUAAACGGGCGCAGAGGCUGCUGCGGCGGCUGUGGGGGUAUCUCCUGGAUGAUAGCAGUGGGUUGUUCACGGGGUCGACGUUCGCGGAGGGCCUGGCUGCCAACGGGAGUCUGUACUAUCGGUCGGAGCGGUCGUACAAGUACGAUGCGGCGUACACGUCGCUGGCGCACGGGUGGAGCUCGGGGCCGACGACGGCGCUGGUGACGGGCGUGCUGGGCUUGCGUCUGGAGGAGAUUGGGGGGAGGAGAUGGUCGUUGAGGCCGCAGCUGGGGGAGGGGCUGAGGAGUGUUUGGGCUGGGUUUGAGACUGGGCUGGGGUGGUUUGAGGGCAAGGUGACGGUUGGUGAGGAUGGGGGUGUGGAGGUGGAGGUUGUCGCUCCCAAGGGGACGAAGGGGAGGAUUGUGUUUCCGGAUGAUGCCAGGGGACGGGUACGAGUGAAUGGGAGGGAGUUUAGGGGGCAGCCGGAGGAGACGGUGUUGGUGAUGGACCUGGAGAUGUAG
Molecule: messenger RNA, 2010 nt
Organism: Clonostachys byssicola
Lineage: Eukaryota; Fungi; Ascomycota; Sordariomycetes; Hypocreales; Bionectriaceae
Source: the annotation of a GenBank genome assembly